AUGGUGACAAUUGAAAAGGUCGAAAAAGAAUUAGAAGAGGCAAAAAGGAGAUUAAACGAGCUUGAGUGUUAUUUGGAUAAUGAAGAGUAUAAGAAUAACAAGCAGAGGAAGAGAUGGGAGGAUCAUAUUGAGGAAAAUCCAACAUUAUGA
Molecule: messenger RNA, 150 nt
Organism: Funneliformis mosseae
Lineage: Eukaryota; Fungi; Glomeromycota; Glomeromycetes; Glomerales; Glomeraceae
Source: the annotation of a GenBank genome assembly